AUGAGCAAUAAUGGGUUGAGUGAUGGAUACUAUGAUGGGCUUCCCGGUAGUCCUACACCUGGCUCUGGGCCCCGUCAUAACUCUUCUUCCAUCACCAACAACGCCAACACCAACAACACAUUGAACAAUACCAACAACAAUAACAUCAACGACAACAACAACAACCAACAACCAACCUCCACAGACUUCUCCCGCGGCGGACUCUACCAAGACGACCCCCGCAACCGUCGCCUCGACACCCUCGAAAAGAUCGAUAACGCGGAUUUCGGCUGGUUCCACGUCCGAGCCUGUAUGGUCGCCGGUGUGGGCUUCUUCACCGACGCCUAUGACUUGUUUGCCAUUAACUUGGUCUCGCCUAUGCUUGGCUUUGUUUACUUUGCGGAUCAACAGAACACAGUUCCUGCAGACAUUGAUGCAGGCUUGAAGAUUGCGGCGAGUGUGGGGACGUUUAUCGGACAGAUUGGGUUUGGCUAUUUGGCGGAUAGGCUUGGUCGUAAGCGGAUGUACGGUGUGGAACUCGUGAUCAUCAUCGUCGCAACAUUCGGCCAAGCGCUCUGCGGAAACGCCUACGGCCUAUCCCUCCCCUGGGCAAUCAUGGUCUGGCGGUUCAUCCUCGGCAUCGGUGUCGGAGGUGACUACCCCCUCUCAGCCGUCAUCACCUCAGAAUUCGCAACGACCAACCGCCGUGGUGCCAUGAUGGCCGCAGUCUUUGCGAUGCAAGGAUUCGGAUACCUUACCACGGCGCUUGUUGCUAUUUUGCUGUUGUUGGGGUUCAAGGGGAUGAUUGAGGAGGAUGCGAGGAAUUUGGAUUAUGUGUGGAGGCUGUUGAUUGGGUUGGGGUGUAUCCCGGCGUUGGUCGCGGUGUAUUUCCGAAUGACGAUUCCAGAGACGCCGAGGUAUGUCUUGGAUGUGGAGAAUAACCUGUUCAAGGCCGAGAAUGAUGUCAACCGAGUCAUCCCGACGACCAGGAACGCGUUGCAGUCUGAUAGGGAUGAGGUCGAUGCGCGUGCCUCCCAAUCUAGAGUCCACCCUCGUCGAAACAACAACGCUCUCGGUGGUGGUGGUGGCGACGACGGCCCCAUCGGUCAAAAAUCCGGCGGCUACCAAAAGAACACCUCCAACUCUGCCUCUGUCGCGGGCGGGUAUAACUCUCUCUUCUCCGCAUCCUCGAAAGAGAAUACCGUCAACCCCAACGGCGGGACCUUCCGCGAAUUCGUCCGUUACUUUUCUCGAUGGGAAACCUUCAAAGUCCUGCUCGGCACCUCCGUGACCUGGUUCUCCCUCGACGUAGCCUUCUACGGCAUCGGUCUCAACAAUACCUUCAUCCUCUCCUCCAUCCACUUCUCGCCCAUCACCGGAAACGCCUACGAGACCAUCUGGAACGCAACUGUCGGCCAGGCCAUUAUCGUCCUCCUGGGAGCCAUCCCCGGUUACUGGUUCACCGUUUUCCUGAUCGAACGUCUCGGACGCAUCAAGAUCCAAGUCAUGGGCUUCGUCAUGUCUUGCAUCCUCUUCUGUAUCCUCGGCUUCGCCUACGCACCCAUCCACAACCAAUCCCCAGUCCUCUUCAUCUUCCUGUUCGCACUCACCCAAUUCUUCCAGAACUUUGGUCCAAACGCCACAACGUUCAUCAUCCCCGGAGAAGUCUUCCCAACCCGGUACCGAUCCACAGGUCACGGCAUCUCGGCCGGCAUGGGCAAGUUAGGAGCCAUCGUCGCCCAGAUUGGGUUCUCAUCCUUGAAGGACAAGGGCGGCAAGAACGCCGGUAUCCCACAACUCCUCCAAAUCUUUGCCCUCUUCAUGUUCAUCGGCCUCCUCUUCACCUACCUCGUCCCCGAGACAAAGGGCAAGACCUUGGAGGAACUGUGUGGAGAUGAGGAUUAUACGAGUCGACAGUUGGAUAGGGAGAGGUACCGUCAGAAUGCCUUGGCGGAGAAGGAUGAGGAUUUGGAAUGA
Messenger RNA from Linnemannia hyalina, 1956 nucleotides. Lineage: Eukaryota; Fungi; Mortierellomycota; Mortierellomycetes; Mortierellales; Mortierellaceae. The record is from the annotation of a GenBank genome assembly.